GCCCGUAUUAACGAAGACGCGGGGCUAGUUUAGCACGUUCGGUCAUUCCGGAUUAAAAUAUGCGUGAAAUAGUUUUCCUCCAAGUAGGUCAAAGCGGAAACAACUGUGGAACGAAAUUUUGGGAAGUCAUCUCGGAAGAACAUGGCGUUGAUCCGAACGGCCGUUACGUCGGAGACUCUGACCUACAACUCGAGCGCAUCAAUGUCUACUUCAACGAGGCUAUCGGGGGACGUUUCGUUCCAAGAUGCGCGUUGAUCGACACAGACCCCCAUACUAUGGAAGCGGUACGCAGUAGUCCAUAUGGCCAACUUUUUCGGCCCGACAACUACACCAUCGGCCGAGCAGGCACCGGGAACAACUGGGCCCGUGGACGCUACACGGAUGGUGCGGAGUUGUGCGACUCCGCGAUGGAAAUAGUGCGAAAAGAGGUCGAAGGGUGCGAUCUAGUCCAGGGAUUCCAAAUUAUUCAUGCAUUGGGUGGAGGGACUGGAUCAGGAAUGACAUGCCUACUGUUGCAACAAAUCAAGGACAGUUGGCCGGAUCGGAUCGUGAAUACCUUUUCCAUUUUUCCAUCGCCGAAGGUCUCGGACGUCGUAGUGGAGCCGUACAACGCUAUCUUCACGAUCGACGUGCUACUAUCACUCAGUGAUGAAACGGUAGUUCUUGACAAUGAGGCUCUUCACAGUAUAUGCACUAAUGUGCUGAAUAUUUCCGCGUCAUUUGGAGAUAUUAACCAUCUCAUGUCUACAUGUGUCGGUGGAAUGACCACGUGCUUCCGAUUCCCCGGUCAGUUGAACUCAGAUCUGCGAAAGCUAGCCGUCAAUAUGGUUCCAUUCCCGAGACUGCACUUUUUCGCCCCUUGUUUUGUUCCACUGGCAAGUCGUGGUAAUCAACCUUACAAGGCGAUUACCGUGCCCAACCUGGUUCAACAAAUGUUUGACGCUAAGCACCUGAUGGCGUAUUGUGACCCGCACCAAGGCCGCUUCCUUACUUGCGCUUCUGUGUUCCGAGGCCGUAUGAGCAUGGCCGAAGUGGAGGAAAGUAUGCUGAAUGUGCAAGACAAAAAUUCACGGUACUUCGUAGAGUGGAUUCCGAACAAUGUUCAAAACGCCGUGUGCGACAUACCAAUGCGUGGGCAAAAGAUGUGUGCAACGUUUCUGGCGAACACAACCGCCCUACAAACGGUGUUUCGCCGUAUUCAACAAGCAUUCUCCGCCAUGUACAAACGGAAAGCAUUUAUGCAUUGGUACAGUGGGGAAGGGAUGGAUGAUGCAGAAUUUCAAUCCACCGAGUCUAAUGUGAACGAUCUGAUUGCAGAAUACCAAGAAUAUCAAGAAGCUACACUGGUUAUCGAACUACGGCCUCAUAAAAGGUGUCAUUGUCCACAAUGCAAAAUUUGAUGGCGGCCAAUGUAAGAUACGAAAGAAAAGCGGAUGGGGUAAACAUGGAUGUGCACUUCAACAAAUAACAUGUUUUCAGGAGAUGACCAUCAUUCCCGAUUCAACAUAUUGUGCAUCAACAAAAACACACGUUAGACUUUUCACGAGUAAUACUCCUCUGAAUGCAUCGUGAACAUACCGAAUGGCAACUUCGUGUUUUCAGUGUUAUCAAUUGUCUCAAGAGGAAAUGAACUGCAUGCCUGGUGAAGGGAUUGGACAUCGAAAAACGUAAGUGCUACGUCUCCGGAGCCAAUUGCACUUACUAAUGAACUUAUGUGUGGUGCCUCAUGCUGAGGUUGAUGUUGAAUACAUCAUACUUCUUCACCGCAGUUGUGUCACACAGACCACUUAGAUUAGACCUUCCAAACAUGGAUAAAAAGCAUUCCGCUUUAUUUGAUUAGUGCAGUUCAGUUAUUCUGCUGUAUAUUCCGUGUCAGUUUUGCGUACAUGUUUUCCUGC
Messenger RNA from Dicrocoelium dendriticum, 1898 nucleotides. NCBI's taxonomy places the organism in Eukaryota, Metazoa, Platyhelminthes, Trematoda, Plagiorchiida, Dicrocoeliidae. The record is from the annotation of a GenBank genome assembly.